Messenger RNA from Nymphaea colorata (pocket water lily), 1750 nucleotides. Its product is annotated as mannan endo-1,4-beta-mannosidase 7-like. The transcript has 5 exons. The coding region runs from base 121 to 1419 and encodes 432 amino acids. Lineage: Eukaryota; Viridiplantae; Streptophyta; Magnoliopsida; Nymphaeales; Nymphaeaceae. The record is from RefSeq and is a predicted model, not a curated record. Gene Ontology annotation, molecular function: hydrolase activity, hydrolyzing O-glycosyl compounds.
GAAGAACUGAUCUUCCAUUCUACUGUCCACCAUCUGAUCACAUUCAACACCUUUAGGAGAUAAAUCCCAUUCUUCUGAAGGCCUUGUGAAUCAGAAGGAAGGGAGGAAACUUUCUGAAGGAUGAAGCAUCUGCCUUUGAUAUUUCUUCUGCUUUUGCUGUUGGUACAGAAGAAUGGGGUUCCCGCUGAGGCGCAGAAAGAUUUUGUUAGGAUUAGAGGGUUGCAUUUUGUGAUAAAUGGAUACCCAUUUUAUGCCAAUGGGUUCAACGCUUACUGGUUGAUGUAUGUGGCCUCAGACCCUUCUCAGAGGGGUAAGGUUACCUCUGCAUUUCAGCAGGCGUCUAGCCAUGGUUUGACAGUGGCAAGAACAUGGGCUUUCAGUGAUGGUGGGUAUGGAGCACUGCAGUACUCUCCUGGUGUUUAUAAUGAGCAAAUGUUCAGGGGGUUGGAUUUUGUUGUUUCUGAGGCAAGAAGGUAUGGAAUCAAGCUGAUUUUGAGUCUAGCCAACAACUAUGACAGCUUUGGAGGGAAGAAGCAGUAUGUCUCGUGGGCGAGAAAUCAGGGGCAGUAUUUAAGCUCUGAUGAUGAUUUCUUUAGGAACCCAGUUGUUAAAGGAUAUUACAAGAACCAUGUUACGAGGGUACUCACAAGGGUCAACAGCAUAACUGGAGUUGCUUAUAAGGAUGACCCGACAAUCUUUGCAUGGGAGCUAAUGAACGAACCGAGAUGCACAAGUGACAACUCCGGCGCAACUGUUCAGGCAUGGAUUACAGAAAUGGCAGCUCAUGUGAAAUCCAUUGACCGCAACCACCUGCUGGAAGCUGGAAUCGAGGGCUUCUAUGGGCCCUCCUCACCUAGGAGGUGGCAGUUCAACGCAGGCGUCCAAGUUGGAACAGAUUUCAUCAGAAACAAUCAAGUUCCGGGCAUAGACUUUGCGACGGUUCACUCGUAUCCUGACAUAUGGCUGGAGAAUUCAGGUGACGCAGCCCAGUUCUCCUUUUUGAACAACUGGUUGGAUGCCCACAUUCAAGACGCACAGAAUGUCCUGAGAAAGCCGCUUUACUUUGCAGAGUUUGGCAUAUCGAGCAGGAAGUCGGGCUACAGUGUUGACAAGAGGAACAGAAUAAUGCAAAUGGUUUACGGCAAAAUAUAUGCCUCUGCGAGAAGCGGCGGGUCCGGUGCAGGUGGGCUCUUCUGGCAGUUGCUUGCGCCCGGAAUGGACUCCUACAGAGAUGGGUAUGAGAUUGUUCUGAAUGAAGACCCCUCAACUUCCAAUCUCAUUGCUCAGCAGUCUUACAGACUCAAGCAGUUCAGCAGAUUGCUCGCCAGAGAUAUAAAUGUCAGGAGGUGGAACAGAGCACAGGCCCUCAGAAGAGCCUGGUGGUCCAGCAGAUCAAAAGUUGGUAGGCCGGGUAAGUGAAAGGAAUGGCUGGAAAGAAAAAGUGGAAUAGAUUUCAGGUGCUGGUAGUGGUGUGCUGGUAAGCUGAUUCUCACUUUGAGAUGUCUGUUAUUCAUCCAAGAGGGUUCAGCAAAUAUAUGUGUUGUUUGUUGUAUCAUUUGCCAAGUAAUCAUAUUGGUGCAUGAGAGUAGGGACUAUAAAAGGUCAGUCUUAUUUUCAAAUGUUUAACAGCAGAUAUGCUGAGCCUCACUAUGAGGAUGCAUGGUGUUCAUCCAAGAGGUUUCAGUGCAUAUAUAAGCGUUUUCUGUAAAACUUUUACUGGUAUACGAAAGCAGAGACUGCUUUUCAUGUU